AUGGACGAAUGUCCAGCGCUGCAAACAUGCUUGGGUUGCCUUCACACUCUGUUGUUACUGAAAAAGGUGCUGAGUGCUUGUGGUAUUUGAGAGUGGAUCCUGGUCAGAGGAUCAAAGUCACUUUUACUCGUGUGCCAACUGAUGACUGCAAUACAACUCAGUUUCGAGUUGUGAACCCUAACCAUCAGAUCUGCAGCUCUAGAGGCUCACCAAGUGUAGUAGUGUCAAAACAAAAUGAAGUCAAAAUCUUGUUUCAAUCAGAGCAAGCUUAUCAGCAGCUUACAAGCUAUUUUCUAGUAUAUUACAGCUCCAUCUGUGGGGGAUCUUUGGAAGUCACAUUGCUAACAAAGAAAAUGUAUUCACAUAAUGGCGAAGGAAAGCGGAAUUAUCCUCCUGGAAGCAAUUGCACUUGGACACUAAGAGCAGCUGAUGAGAAAUACGUAAUCCAUGUUGAAUCAGAUGAUUUUCAGCUGGAGGAAAGUGACAACUGUAAGAGCGAUUAUGUUUUGAUCGAUAACAAUCGCUAUUGUGGACAUCAAUCAUUUAUAUUAUACAAAUCAACUUCACCUGUGGUGCUGAUCAAGUUCGUUAGUGAUAACGACACUGAGGAUGGAGGCUUCCGAAUCAAAUAUUAUGCUACAGAAACUUAGCAACAGUAUUGUUGAGACAACGGACCGAAACUAUCGGUUGCUUAAAAUUUGUUUAUAAUAAAACAUUUCAAAACCA
Molecule: messenger RNA, 726 nt
Organism: Corticium candelabrum
Lineage: Eukaryota; Metazoa; Porifera; Homoscleromorpha; Homosclerophorida; Plakinidae
Product: bone morphogenetic protein 1-like
Exons: 2
Coding region: 9-650 (213 amino acids)
Source: RefSeq, a predicted model, not a curated record